AGAAAAAUGGUCUGACCUGUGACUAAAACCAUAAUGUGAUCCGUUACAGCACUGCUUUGCUAAUCAGCACCUUUCUUCCCCCUUCCAGUUGUUGAAGAAGUGGGCGCCAGUCUUCAAGAACUACGUGAAAAGACCCCAAGACCAAAUGGACUGCCUGACGUCCAUGGAGGAGGUGUUCCUUGAGCAGGACACUCACUGGGCAGCUCUAGUCAAAGUGCUGAUGAACAUGUAUCAGCUGGAGAUCCUGGAGGAGGACGUGAUCAUGCGCUGGUUCACUCAGAGCUCCACCACUGACAAGAGCCAGAAGCUGCGCACUAAUGCGGGGCUCCUGAAAUUCAUUCAGUGGCUGGAGGAGGCUGAGGAGUCUUCAGAUGAAGAUUAAUCAACAUCAAAACCAUCAUGAGUGAGAUUUACAACACUUCAGACGGUCAAUAAUACACUUUGAAACCUGGAAAAUACAACGGGCUGGCGUGCUUUGCUGAAUAUUUGAUGGGAAAUAAAGACAUGUAAAUGUAUACGGACACAC
Danio rerio (zebrafish) is the source of this 526-nucleotide messenger RNA. The record is from RefSeq and is a predicted model, not a curated record. Lineage: Eukaryota; Metazoa; Chordata; Actinopteri; Cypriniformes; Danionidae.